Lolium perenne is the source of this 687-nucleotide messenger RNA. NCBI's taxonomy places the organism in Eukaryota, Viridiplantae, Streptophyta, Magnoliopsida, Poales, Poaceae. The record is from RefSeq and is a predicted model, not a curated record.
AUGGACUACUGCCCAGACAGCUGGGAUGAACCAACCUUCACGGGUUUGGCGGCAGGUUGCCCGGAGGUGUGCCGCCUCCACCAGAAGGAGCCGGUGAAGCGUGUCGCUUUUGAAGGAACGAACACCGGCCGUCGCUUCUACAUGUGUUCUGUGGAAGGGAUGCAGUACAUUGAUAAUUGUGGCUUCCACUCUUGGCUUGAUGAUGAGUGGCCACAGCCAAUGAAGAACACAUUGCUGAAGCUGUGGGGAAUGUACCAUGACAUGCACAAUGCACUUCUGGAUGAGAAGAUUGAGAAUGGCAAGAUUGUGAAAGAUUUGAAUGAAGAGAGUAUAAAGGUGGAGAAGAAGUAUUCCAGCCUGAUGGCAGAUGUUUCCAAGUUUAUGAAUGAUACUCAGAGGCAGGUUAUGCAAGCAAACUAUGACAAGAUAAUGAAUGGUAGUGAUGAGGAAAAGUUGAGGGAGAAUAAGACUAAACUUGAAAAUGAGCUGAUGAAAGCCCGUGAUGAAGUGGCUAAGCUGAAAGAGGGCAAGAUUGCUGAUGACAGAAAGAUGAAGCUGAUGGAGGAAGAAACUUCGUUGCUGAAGGAAGAGAAGAAGAAGCUAGAGUAUCAGCUAUUUGAUCUGUUUAAGUUGAGCAGUGCUAGGAAUGACAAGUUGGUCAAGAUCAAGCAGAUAUGUGGGCAGUAA